This is a messenger RNA of Scomber scombrus (Atlantic mackerel), 3389 nucleotides long. Its product is annotated as carboxyl-terminal PDZ ligand of neuronal nitric oxide synthase protein-like. The transcript is spliced from 13 exons. The record is from RefSeq and is a predicted model, not a curated record. Lineage: Eukaryota; Metazoa; Chordata; Actinopteri; Scombriformes; Scombridae. Bases 261 to 2519 code for a protein of 752 amino acids. Gene Ontology annotation, molecular function: nitric-oxide synthase binding.
GCAGUUCACCGGAGCACUGGUGAGGAAGUUUGCCGCCACUUGGCUGCUGUUGAGUCCGGGUUUACAAUGCUGGGACGGUCGGCUCCGAUGGAGAACAUGCACUGACUUACCGGGGAUUUGGGAAUUGUUUUUUCUCUCUCUCUCUCUGUCGGAUUACUCUCCAUUUAUAAAAAGCGACACGGUUUUCAUCUUCUAUUGGUAUUCAUUCUGGUUCUACCAUUCUCUCGGCUUGUAUUGUGGAGUAGUAAACACUUGGAAAAAUGCCUGCAAAAACCAAGUACAACCUCGUUGAUGAUGGGCAUGAUUUGAGGAUCCCGUUGCAUAACGAGGAAGCAUUCCAGCAUGGGAUCAACUUCGAGGCAAAGUACAUCGGCAGUCUGGAUGUGGCGCGACCGAGCAGCCGAGUGGAGAUCGUGGCUGCGAUGAGGAGAAUACGUUAUGAGUUCAAGGUGAAAAACAUCAAGAAGAAAAAGGUCAACAUUGUGGUGUCUGUGGACGGCGUGAAAGUCAACCUGAGGAAAAAGAAAAAAAAGAAGGAGUGGACAUGGGAUGAAAGCAAAAUGAUGGUGAUGCAGGAUCCCAUUUACCGGAUAUUCUAUGUGUCUCAUGACUCCCAGGAUCUGAAAAUCUUCAGCUACAUCGCCAGAGACGGACAGAGCAACGUCUUCCGUUGCAAUGUCUUCAAGUCCAAAAAGAAGAGUCAGGCCAUGCGUAUUGUUCGGACGGUCGGCCAGGCGUUCGAAGUUUGUCACAAACUGAGUCUGCAGCACACGCAGCAGAACGCAGAUGGACAGGAGGACUGUAACAGCGAAAAGAACAGCAACGAUUCCUCCGUUAACGCUCGGGAGCUAACAGGCGCAGAAAAGACGCCGAUCGUCGCCGAGGAGACGGACAUCGACGCGGACGAGGUGAUCCAGCUACCGGCAGCGGAGGAGUUGAACCCCAACCGAGGGGUGACUGAUCUGGACGAAACGGCCAAGACAGCUGAAAUAAACCACUCAGAAAACAAGGUUUCAGAGGAGGCCUCCCUGCUGAUCGCCAGCCCCAGGAUGCUGCUCCCUGCAUCGAGCACGCUCCCGCCAGGCGCCCCUCUGUCUGUCCAUCAUCAGAUCCAACUGCUCCAGCAGCAGCUUCAGCAGCAGCAGCAGCAGACACAAGUAGCUGUGGCACAGGUUCACUUGUUGAAGGACCAGCUGAGUGCGGAGGCCACGGCUCGGCUGGAGGCCCAGGCUCGAGUCCACCAGCUGCUCCUGCAGAACAAAGACCUGCUGCAGCACAUCUCCCUGCUGGUUAAACAGAUCCAGGAGCUGGAGACCAGGAUGUCUGGACCAAACUCAAUGGGAUCCCAGGACAGUUUGCUGGAGAUCACCUUCCGCUCCACGGUUCCCUCGGUGAUGUGUGACCCCACCACGCCUAAACCUGAGGUGUCCAACCUGAACCUGCCCCAGCUGGGCGCCAGCGACGGGACCAGCAACGUCUUCUCAUCUUCCAACGGGACUCUGGGAAGCCCGCUAGUUGAUCAAAGUAUGUUUGAGAACUCCACUGCUCAGCAGCAGAGUCCUCAGACCUCCAGGACAGGCCAGUCCUCAACCCGACGAACCCCGGCGUCACCGAAUCCCAACCUGAGCACAAACUCCAUCGACUCUCCGUCCUCCGGAGGCCAGCAGAGGCUGAAAAACGCCAUUAACCUCGGCAAGGCUGUCGGGGCGAAGGUCAAUGACCUGCUGAGAAGAAAGGAGCCAAACCACCUCGGAGACAUCGGGGUCACUGAGGUCAACAAGAAUGCCGGUGCCGUGUGGAGCUGCAUGGACCAAAUCAACCAGACUACUGCAAACAGUCACAUCUCCUCCUUCGACUCCUUCCCUCGCCUGGACCCGCCGCCCCCGUCGGGAAAGAAGCGUCUCCCCCGGGCGUUGAAAACCACCCAAGACAUGAUGAUCUCCUCUGACCCGGUGGUCUCCUCUCCGGACCCCCCAGCGGACUCUUCCACCUUCCUCUCCUCCCCUAACAAGACUCCUCUCAUCGUCAAGGAGGAGCCGAGGAGCGUCGAGCAGCAGCAGCAGCAGCAGCCGGGCGACAGGGAGGAAGAUGAGCUGGAUAACAGGUUGACAGAUAUCACCACGUCUCUGGGCCCGGCGGAGAAGAAAGUCACCGCUGAGUCAGAGCAGACGGGGAGCAACGGAAAGGUGGACGGAGUGAUUGGCGGAGGAGAGGAAGAUGAUGUGAAAGAUAAACGCACAGACGGAGGCUCAGAGGAACCUCAGCAUCAGCUCCAGCUCUCUGUGCCAGACCUCAUCAACAAGGAUCCACCACAGCUGGAGCCAAGAGCCAAACCCUGCGACGUCUGGCAGAAAGCGCCGGGGCCAGACUCCAGGUUGGCCUCCACCCCCCGCUCGGGGAAAACUCCCUGUCGCAUCAGCCUGGGCGAGGAGGUCUUGCUGGGGAACGGCGGCCCAAAAGGCAACGGGGUGAGCGCUGAAGAUGGAGAACACCACCCGGACCUGCUGUCGUUCGAGUAACGAGUAACAAGCAGGAACCACUUCAGUAUGAUUCAACAAGUUUGGAACUUUUUCAUUUGAUUUCCACUAAAAAAAAAAGCACCACGGAUCAAAUAUUCACCGCCACUUUUAAAUAUAUAACUCGCCCUGCUCCAGGCUUUACUUUAGGAAAAGGGAACAAGUGCUGGGGGCCAGAUCUCUUCUUUUUUUUUUUACUUUUUUAGCAGCUUCUUAGAUGUGUGGACGAGUUUAAAGAUCAUGGUGUUAAAAACAGAUCUGACCCUCCAAAAAACAUGACUGAUUCAGGGUCAGUCGGACACCACCAGCUCCUUUUCUAAUGAUAUCAAAGCAAAGCUGACCAGCACCGGAUGAUAAAUAAGCAGCAAGAAAAGAAAGAAGGAAGAUGAUGGGUUGAAAGUGUUGUGAAAGGUUGGGAGGGUGCAUCAAGAUUUUAACAUUGUAACCAGAAAACUCACCGCUAUCGAGAAUCAUAAUUUUAUUAUUAUAGUUUAUUUACAUGUUUUAGUUGUUUUAUGAAAUGUCUGCUUUAGUAAUGCAAUAACUACCAGAUAAUGCAACACUGAAUGUAAUGAAAUCCUGUUAAUGAAUCACUGGGAAGCGCAACAAACACAAAUUAUUAUUACUUUACAUCUAAAAAAAAUCUCUCUCUAUAUACAGUAUAUAAAUCUAUAUAUAUGACUCAUAUCAUUACAAUAUCAGUAUGAAUUUACUCAACAUGUAUGAUCCAUUUAAAGGGACGUUUUGUGGAUCAUAAGUUUAGUGUAGUGCUAUACAAGAGCUGCUGCAAUAAAGCCACUGCAGCUCAUAUUGCUGUGUAAUUUAUAUUCAGCGUAUUUAGACCUUUCCAUCAGUGUAAAGCUGAAUGUAGAA